Periconia digitata is the source of this 1183-nucleotide messenger RNA. Lineage: Eukaryota; Fungi; Ascomycota; Dothideomycetes; Pleosporales; Periconiaceae. The record is from the annotation of a GenBank genome assembly.
CAGUCGCAAGAGAUGGCAAACAACGAUCAACAAGGCAUGACCCAGAUCGACACGUUUGGAAACAACGACGACUUCUGGCUGUUUGGAUAUGGGAGUCUGAUAUGGAAGCCUCCGCCACAUUUUGACAAGCGUGUACCGGGAUAUAUCGAGGGAUAUGUGAGACGGUUCUGGCAGGCGAGUGAAGACCACCGCGGUACACCAGAAGCUCCCGGGCGCGUAGCGACGCUGAUCGACCGAGCACACUGGGAAACAUUGACUGAUCAUCAUGAAUCCACUGAACGCGUAUGGGGCGCCGCAUACCACAUCCCCACGUCCCACGUUGCAGAAGUUCGCGAGUAUCUAGACAUCCGCGAAAUCAACGGCUACAGCAUUCAAUUCACGCCCUUCCGUCCCGCUGACUCCCCAAAUUCCACUAUUCACUGCCUCGUGUACAUCGGGCUACCGGAGAACCCACAGUUCCUUGGACCGCAGGAUCCAGAUCGGCUGGCGCGUCACAUACUAAAGAGUAGAGGACCGAGCGGGGAGAAUAGAGAGUAUUUGUUCCAGCUGGAGACGGCGUUGUUAGGUUUGAGCGACGAAAGCGAGGAUGCUCAUAUUAGUGAUUUGGUGCGGCGCUGUAAGGAGAUUGAGGCCGGGCAGGGCAAGGGUGGGGAAGGAGCUGAUGGGACUCCUUUGCAUAAAUUUGGGGGUACGGAGGAGCAGGAAGAAGUGGAGAGAGGAUAAUGAAAAGGAAGCGGGCAAGAUGAAUAAACCAAAAUAACAACAUUUCAUCUACUGACUACUUCUUUGCACAAAUUGCUGUUGAUUAAUAUAAUUAUAGAUUUUUUCCUUUUGAAAAAUUACAUGAUUUUAGUUUUACCAAAGUGUCUACGUAGUAGUAAUAUACGUGGGUAGGUGGUCAUUGCAAUACUCGUGAUGUAUCUAAGUUGCUUAUGUUCUAUUAAUUACCUGACGUGAGAGCUUGUUGUGAAGUUGAAAACCCCAAAGAGACAUUGUCGCAGACUAAACGCAUCAUCGAAGUAAACAACGACGUAAUAUAAUGGUUGGGAUUGGUCGACUCAACGAAAGCCCUCUUGGAUAUUUUUGGGUCCUUCUACCACUGUUGGGUUGGUAAAAGAAUGGCUAUCUGGCGAAAGACGUUGCUUACGUUUGUUUCGAGUACCUCAUAUACUAGCGUAGACCC